UUAUACUAUUAUAUUAAACAUUAGAAAUGAAAACAAAUAACUAGUCGCUCUUAUCAAAUAGCAAAUUCAUUCGAUUGAAAUUAUUGUAUUUAGAAAAUAUGUAGAAGCAAUGCUAACAUAUUGGAAAUAUAAAGCCAAAUGAAGUGGGCAACUCUGAAAUUAUUAAUUUUGCAAAUAACUUGGAAGCCAGUUGCAGUGCUACAAAUAUUCACUAGAGAAUUUCCUAAUAUAUCUUGCAUAGUUCUCCAGAGAAUAAGCCAAUAUCAUAAUUAUACCCCAAUCCUAAUGCAUACAAAUGGUGAAAGUACUACCUACAAUACACGCAAUGAUAGUGAGACAUGUCUUUGGCAUCCAAGUGAAGUGAUUACCGGUUGUCAUGCAACCAGAAAUGAUUACGCAUGCCUCGUGCUGAAUCGCAACUUACACGUGCCUGCACAAACAGUAAAAGAAAUAUGGCAAAAAGCUCAGAUACGUUGCUUGGUAGAUGGUGGUGCCAACCACUGGCGGAAUUUUCUAAGCAAACAUUGUCAAAAUGAAAUAAUGAAGCAUCCGGAGUAUAUAACUGGGGAUUUCGAUUCGAUUACUGAAGAAACUCGUAAUCAUUUCAGCGCACCUGAAACGAAAUAUCAACACACUCCUCUCCAAGAUGAAACCGAUUUCACAAAAGCAAUCCGAUUUUUACUACCUGAAUUGGGCAAGCGGAACAUUCACAAAGUUAUUGUACUUCAAGAAAAUUCGGGACGCCUCGAUCAAAUAAUGGCAAACAUAAAUACACUAUUUAAGUUACAAAGCGAACGUUUGAAUAUAUAUCUUUUGAACAGUUCAUGUUUGAGCUGGUUACUACUACCUGGAAGACAUAAAAUUAAAAUUCCCAGAGAACUAAUCGAUUGUGGACAAUGGUGUGCGCUAAUGCCUAUUGGUAGUCGAGCGAAUAUGGUUACAACUACAGGAUUAAAAUGGAAUUUGGUUAGAGCACCACUGGAAUUCGGCUAUAUGGUGAGCACAUCCAAUACAUAUGCAUCUGACGAAGUGUAUGUGGAAACUGAAAGUCGUUUGCUGUGGUCGAUGGGGUUGGAGAAAAAUGCAGAAUAAGUUGCAGUUGAGGUUUAUGCUAUUCCUACUUAUGUAAAUAAUUAUUUCCUUUACAAUGACAUUAUAUUUAAGUGUAGUUUUUGUUGGGAUUUUCGAACAUAUUUAUUAGCAAAAGAUAUUGUAAUCCCUGGCAAAUGGUCAAUAUUUAGUAAUUGUAUUUAUGCAAUACUUAUUGUCUAUAAACUCUUUACGAUUGUGACCAAAAGAAUAUUGGCAAUGAUCAGUUGUCACUCCCAUGUAUAUACAUAUAUAAAUAAUAAUUUACAAAUAAGUUAUUUAAUUACUAAGCGGCCCAUGACGCGAUGCUUAAAAUACGGCUUCAUACUUAUACUUACACUCAAAUGUUAGCAAAUUUAGACAAAAACCACCUGUAGCUUAUAGUAGAAAAACGGACAAAUAUAAGGAAAUACAAUAAAUAU
This is a messenger RNA of Ceratitis capitata (Mediterranean fruit fly), 1511 nucleotides long. RefSeq names its product thiamin pyrophosphokinase 1. Gene Ontology annotation, molecular function: thiamine diphosphokinase activity; ATP binding; thiamine binding. Lineage: Eukaryota; Metazoa; Arthropoda; Insecta; Diptera; Tephritidae. The transcript is spliced from 3 exons. Gene Ontology annotation, biological process: thiamine metabolic process; thiamine diphosphate biosynthetic process. The record is from RefSeq and is a predicted model, not a curated record. Bases 139 to 1092 code for a protein of 317 amino acids.